Molecule: messenger RNA, 3617 nt
Organism: Cololabis saira (Pacific saury)
Lineage: Eukaryota; Metazoa; Chordata; Actinopteri; Beloniformes; Belonidae
Gene: akt1
Product: v-akt murine thymoma viral oncogene homolog 1
Exons: 14
Coding region: 356-1777 (473 amino acids)
Biological process (GO): protein phosphorylation
Molecular function (GO): ATP binding; protein serine/threonine kinase activity
Source: RefSeq, a predicted model, not a curated record
GGCAGUGCAGACAGCGCGUUUGGGAGGUGUAGUGGAAGAAAGGCGAGAGAAACGGAGUAAAUGAGAGCACUUCUGGCCACAUUGUUCAAGGACUUAUCAACUUAAAAUACCGCCGAAACAGCCCACUAGAAUGAGACGGACACACUGUUGAAUUUCCUGUCCAGGUAAAACGUCCGCGUUUCCUUUCGCAUUGGUUAACUACAAGAGGUCGGCAGCUAGACUGGGUUACCACCAUUGAGAAGGCAGCUUUAAACCCCCGGAUCCCGUCUCCAGGCUCCUGCACAGAGCUGAGUGAAGGAAACAAAGUUGUCUCUCUCACUGUGGGAAACCUGGAUCCUCCAUCCUGCCCACCAACAUGACCAAUGUGGUGAUCGUCAAGGAGGGAUGGCUGCAUAAAAGAGGAGAAUACAUCAAGACCUGGAGGCCGAGGUAUUUUCUCCUGAAGAGUGAUGGUACAUUCAUUGGCUACAAAGAGCGACCACAAGAUGUUGACCAGCUGGAAACCCCCUUAAAUAACUUCUCUGUAGCACAGUGCCAGCUGAUGAAGACGGAGCGGCCCAGGCCCAACACAUUUAUCAUCCGCUGCCUGCAGUGGACCACUGUCAUCGAGCGCACCUUCCACGUCGAGACCCCCGAAGAGAGGGAAGAAUGGACCAAAGCCAUCCAGGCAGUUGCUGAAGGCCUCCAGAAACAGGAGGAAGAGAUGAUGGACUCCUCUCCAGACCCCAUGGACAUGGAGGUCUACCUGACCAAACCCAGACUCAAAGUGACUAUGCACGACUUUGAAUACCUCAAACUCCUGGGAAAAGGCACUUUUGGCAAAGUUAUCCUGGUAAAGGAGAAGGCCACAGGACGCUACUAUGCCAUGAAGAUCCUAAAGAAGGAGGUGAUCGUAGCAAAAGAUGAAGUGGCGCACACACUCACAGAGAACAGAGUCCUGCAAAAUUCAAAGCAUCCAUUCUUGACUGGACUGAAAUACUCCUUCCAGACACAUGACCGUCUGUGCUUUGUUAUGGAGUAUGCAAACGGUGGUGAGCUUUUCUUCCAUCUGUCAAGAGACCGUGUUUUCUCCGAGGAGAGGGCUCGGUUUUACGGUGCAGAGAUAGUGUCGGCACUGGACUACCUGCAUGCUGAGAGAAAUGUUGUUUAUCGAGAUUUAAAGCUGGAAAACCUCAUGCUGGACAAAGACGGACACAUAAAGAUCACAGAUUUUGGCCUGUGUAAGGAGGGGAUCAAAGACGGCGCCACCAUGAAAACUUUCUGUGGGACGCCGGAGUACCUUGCACCCGAGGUCCUAGAAGACAACGACUAUGGCCGUGCCGUAGACUGGUGGGGUCUCGGGGUGGUGAUGUACGAGAUGAUGUGCGGCAGACUGCCUUUCUACAACCAGGACCACGAGAAGCUUUUUGAGCUCAUCCUCAUGGAAGACAUCCGCUUCCCUCGGACUCUCGGCCCAGAGGCCCGCUCACUGCUCUCUGGCCUUCUGAAGAAAGAACCCAUGCAAAGGUUAGGCGGAGGGCCUGAUGAUGCGAAGGAAAUCAUGCAGCACAAGUUCUUUGCUGGGAUUGAAUGGCAAGAUGUUUAUGAGAAGAAGCUGGUCCCGCCAUUUAAGCCCCAAGUUACCUCAGAGACUGACACACGAUAUUUUGACGAGGAGUUCACUGGACAAACCAUCACUAUCACGCCUCCCGGACAAGAUGACAGUAUGGAGUCUUUUGACAGCGAGCGAAGACCCCACUUUCCGCAGUUCUCCUACUCUGCCAGUGGAACAGCCUAAACGACUCAAACAUUCUUCUGGUCCCACCAUCUCCCCUCUCUCCACCCGACUGCACUCUCAGAAGGCCGGGGCUUCAGCCAUGUCCUCCCAGUAUUGCCUGCAGAAGCUGUCAUUGGAUGUAACAGUCGCAAUCAGCACGUUGUAUUUUUAUAGGAAGGAGGAAGUGCAAAAAAAAAAAAGAAAAAGAGAUAAAUGUGCUUGUUCUGUGUGGCCUUUAAAGAUUGACCAUGGAGAUAACACUACCCCACAUUUCCUGGUUAUUAUGUUGUAUACUGAGCAGGCAUCCAUACACCAUAAUGAAUGGGAGAGAAGUAGUUGCACAAAUUAGGCUACUGUUAUGAAUCAAUUUAUUCUGCAAAGGGUCGUUUACAUCGUACGUAUACACAAAUACCAACCAUUUCAAAUAGAACGUAGGCAUGCUGUGGACCAAAAACACCAUGUGAGCAGAGAGUGUGUUGCUUUUUCUCUGAGUGGGUGAUGAAUCCUUGUUUUCCUAUGUCCUUUUGGACAUUUUUGGCUUCAUAAGUGAAUGUAUUGUAUCAAAUAAAAUUAAUCUUCCAGCAUACUUAUGUGUUGUAAAACAUGGCUAAUUCUCCUAAGACUGAAACGCCAUCUUUUGGAACGUUUUAUUAUUAUUUUAAUUUUUUUUUUUUACCACUUUCCAACUACCUUGAUGUGAAACUGACACGAGUCAGUUUGUCGUGUUGUCAUGCCACACCAUCAUGGGUCUGAUAAAUCAAUUGUGCAAUACAGUCUGAUGUGAGGAAGGGCAGGCAUGCAAAGGAUGCAGCAUGAGUAAUCACUUGAGCACAAGCUUGCCUGCAGUGGAUUCACCUUCUUUUUUUUUUUCUUUUUUUUUUAAACUGUUUGCACAUCACUGAGAGACCCGCAGUUUCCUGUUCAAGCUAAUAAAUAGCUUCACUAGCUCCCCCUGAAGUAAGUGCUUAUAGAUCCUGAUGCCUUUUUAUCUCGUUGCUGUGCUGCAGACACCUCCUGGUUUCCCUCUGACUGGGUCAAAUGGUACUGGCCCCUCAGAUCCUUUUCUCUUUCUCUGGGUUUUUCCUCCAUGUACAGUACACUAUUGGGUGUUUUGCACCCAGUGCAUAUGCUGCUGCCUCAAUGAGGUCACUUUUACAUGAUACGUUUUCUUUAGGAAUACUUUGCAAACAAACUGGGCUUCAGGGGAAAUGACAGUCAACUUCAUUUUGCUUCUUUAGGGGACGUGUAUCCCUUCAUGAGCUUCUGAGUUAUUUAUGAGACCAGCAUGAAUUAAAACAAGUUUUACUGUGCCAAUGAUAUGCACUUUGCUGCCCCAAAAUGAUUGUAUUUGGACCCCUAUUUGCAUUUUAUGGUUGGUAAAGACUAAAUUAGCUUCUUUUAUCAUAUAAAUUCAAGCCUUUUCGAUACAAAUAAAGUAGGAUUUUCUUGUUUAAGUGAUUUUCUUCUCUUUUUUUUUCGUUUUAAAAAAAAUAAAAUAAAAAGACAGCUGAAGCUGAACAGACUCUUUGGAAGUGAAACUCUUCUUUCAGAGUUUCCAAAAGCACUUCAGUAUUUUUAAGAUGACAGAUAAUCAUUUUUUCAAAAGUGUGUCAUACAUCAUUGAAUGUAAUGGUUUUUAUUAUGGUAUUGUUUUCUCUUCAAUCGCUUGAAAACCUUUUUUUUCCACUUUUUGAGUCUUUUUGUUACUUAUUCCUAUGCACACUUCCCCUUUUACUGUCGCCUUCUGAAAAUAGGGAAUAAUUCAUUUUAUAUUUUUUAAUUUCAACAUUUUUGUACCCGCCCCUCUUGUAUUCCUGAGACUGAGGACACCAGCUUUAGUAAACAAAUAAUAUAAACUUUG